Molecule: messenger RNA, 1428 nt
Organism: Salvelinus sp. IW2-2015
Lineage: Eukaryota; Metazoa; Chordata; Actinopteri; Salmoniformes; Salmonidae
Gene: lhfpl5a
Product: LHFPL tetraspan subfamily member 5a
Biological process (GO): sensory perception of sound; detection of mechanical stimulus involved in sensory perception
Cellular component (GO): plasma membrane
Source: RefSeq, a predicted model, not a curated record
UUCCCUCUCUUGACUUGGAAACCAUCAAAAAAGUUAUCUAGAAAUAGUUUCUCCAACCGUCGCCAUGCUCCCCGCGCAGGAAGCGGCUAAGAUCUACCACACCAACUACGUGCGUAACGCGCGCGCCGUGGGUGUCCUGUGGACCAUCUUUACCAUCUGCUUCGCCAUCUUGGUGAUGGUGGUGUUCAUACAGCCCUACUGGAUCGGUGACAGCGUCAACACCCCGCAGGCGGGCUACUUUGGCCUGUUCCACUACUGUAUCGGGAACGCGCUCACCGGCGAGCUCAUCUGCAAAGGGAGCGCGCUGGACUUCGGCUCCAUCCCGUCCGGGGCCUUCAAGACAGCCAUGUUCUUCGUUGGCAUCUCCAUGCUGCUGGUGGUGGGCAGCAUUGUUUGCUUCAGCCUCUUCUUCUUCUGUAAUGCCGGCAGCGUUUACAAGAUCUGCGCAUGGAUGCAGUUGGCCUCCUCCACUUGCAUGGUGAUAGGCUGUAUGAUCUACCCUGACGGCUGGGACAGUGAGGAGGUGAAGAGGAUGUGUGGACAGAGAACAGAUAAGUACACCUUGGGUAACUGCACGGUGCGCUGGGCCUACAUCCUGGCWAUCAUCAGCAUCAUGGACUCCCUCAUCCUCUCCUUCCUAGCUUUCUCCCUGGGAAACAGACAGGACCAACUACUGCCUGACAACUUUCAGGUGGACGGGAAAGAAAAAGACAAAGGUAUUGAGGGAGAAGAGGAAAGGGGUGAGAGGUAGGGGAGUGGGAUGGAGGUACAUGGAAAAGUUGAAUUAUYGAAUUAUAAAAUGUUACCUCAACUCGUCCAUCUCCAGACGUCCUAUUAAAAAAAAAUGGAAAUCAAAACAGUGGUGGAGAGAGAGACAAAAAAGAGAGAGAGAAAAGAUGAAGUCUAUAACAUCAUUUCUAGCACUGGUGUUGAUGUGUGUGAGCAGACUGUUCCCUCCAAGACAAGGCGUUCCUCCAAAGAAUGUUCCUCAAACAUUAGUCUCCGACUGUUGUCCUUGUCCUCAUCCAAAUCCUUAGUGCUGGAAUCAGYUCACCCAGAGAGUUUAUAUCAUAUCACAGAGGGCAUAAUGAGAAACUGAGACCAUUUCAAAYCGCACCAUUAUUAAAAAUACAUUUAGGCAAAGCAACCUCUCGAAACACAAUAGACACACACACAUAUAAACACUAUUCUUCAGUUAGUGAGAGGAAUUAAUUGGGAGAGCAGAGAACUUGUGUAGAUCUUCAAUAAGUGGUGUUGUGACACCACUUUACAGGUCUUGCAUGUACCGUUUAGAAACGCAGAGGAAAUCUAGUGUAACCAACACAGUGUUUAGCCACGAUGUAAUACAGCAAUUACUGUUAUGGUUCAUCGCUGCCCUUUAAGAUCUCAUUAGGAAGUUUCAAACAUCCCAACCCACUUAACCACAAC